AAAUACAGUUGUCCUAAUUUGACUCACGGUGUAUUUUACACAUAUUCCACAAUUUUCACUCAGUUGACAUGUUUGUACGUUUGUUCAUUCAAUUAUCUACAAGAUUUUACAGUAGUGUGUGAAUUCAGUGAUGUUGGUCGCACUUUUAGGUCAGACGAUUUACGAGGAUGAGAUGUCCGAGAAAAUGGCUUUGGCCUGUACACGUCAUGCAGCAUUAAAUUCUUGACUUAAAGAAGUAAAUAUUCAUAUAUUGCCAAUAUUUACAUUGGUGCAACAUGGAUUUUGGUUCAUUAUUACACGUUGCAAAGAGGAAUGAGAAUUCUGUCAAGAAGGAGGUUAAAUGUUAUAAAUCAACAUUUGAUCCACCAAAGAAGGAGCAAAAAUCGAAAUCUCUCUCAGUAAAUAUCCGGAAGUUUUUGGCAAGAAAAGAAGAGGAAGAAAGACGGAAAGCUGUUGAAGCCAAGAAAAAGAAAGAUGAAUUGCUGGCAUUGAGGUCCCAGGAUGGCAAAGCAAAGAAGAGAGUUGCAGCCAUGCUUAACCGCACCAAAGCUGCCAAUAAAGCUGCCAUUGAAGAUGCUGUGGAUAAUGAAAAUACAGCUAUAACUUUGGGAGGUUUGGCGCAGCCUGACGAAGAUGACUAUGGCUAUGUGUCACAGGAAGCAUCUGCGUUUUACGAGAAACUCAUGGAGAAGUACACUUCCACCCCUUCUGAGGAACCCAAAUUCUCUAAGAAAUCUCUUCUCAAGUCCAGUGCUGCAGAUUUAACUAAUACCAAGGAUCGAGUGAGGAUGGCUCUGUUAAGAGAGGAAGAAGAAGAGUUGAUGCCACACAAACGCAAAAGGAAAACAAAAGAAGAGAAAGUUAAGGAUUUUGAAAAUGUAGGUAAAAGACAGGGUCAGUCAGAUUAUGGGGAAACAAAAGAAUAUGAAGAAGAGAAGCCAGAGAAAUCUAUUAAACCUCGUCGCCUUCCUCCACCACCACUGAUGCACUUCAGUGACCUGCUGAAGAUAGCAGAAAAGAAGCAGUUUGAGCCAAUUAAAAUUACACCAAAAGUGAAGGAAGAGGAUGAAGAUGAAAGACCAAUGACCAAAAGGCAGCGUGCUGAAUAUAUGAAAGAGAAGGAAUGGCGCAUGCGGAAAGAAGGAAAGCUUCCACCGUUAACAUCUUCAAAACAAAUCUCUAGGAAUAGUCAGCCGCAAGCUUUAGAGGAAAGAAGUAGAGAUCAGAGGAGCAGUCACCUUGCAGCGGAUUCAAGUAGUGAUCGCAGAAAUAAUGGAUCUUUAGCAGAUGUGAAUAGAGAUCAAAGAAUCGGUCAGAGGUCUGCGGAUGGACAGAGGGAACGGAUCGGUAAUUUACCUUCAGGGUGUGAUAACAAGUACCAGAUGAGUGGUCGACCUUCGGGUGACGUAAGUGGAGGUCACGGGAACAGUCGGCCACUCAAAAGGAACAUGGACCAAAAGAGUAGCCAGUCUUCAGGGGAUGGGAACUUUAGCAUUCCAAGAAUUCUAAAUGCGAACACCUCGAGUAGAGUUGCAAAAGAUGAGAAAUCACAGCAGAAGAUUCCAAAACUUAAUGGUAGCAGUAGCAUUAGUAACAGCAGUAACAAAACUGUGAAACUUCAGGGGAAUUCUGACAGUAAAGUUGGCAAGGAGAGGAAUAGAGAUGAAGUCCAGAACAGUAACAGGUCAGGAAAACUGCCUUUUAAAAAUAAUCACACAUCUUCCUCUAGUGCCUCUGGACAUGGCUGUGCAAAUAGAAACAGUAUAGAACAAAAAAGGAAAGAUACUAGAAGUUGUAGCAACAAUAGUGGUAAUAAUAGUAAAAACUAUAACUUAUCUGGUUACAGUAAAAAGUUGCAGGAAAGUCUCUUGGCCAAACUACAGGAGAAAGAAAGAAGUGUUGAAUUGUCAGAAGUAAGCAAGUUCCGUGAACCAGAAGCCCUAAAUUCGAGAUUUUCAAAAAAUCGUGAUUCUGGAUCAUUUAAUGUAAGUAGAGGAUCAAAACUAGCAAGAAGCGGUGACUUGAAAGACGCUUCCUUAUUAAGUAAAAGUACCGCAAAGCCAUUUGCCUCUUCACAGAGAAUAAAUGAAAUACCUCAUGGAAGAUUAUCCUCAGAAUCUCAAGAAUCUUCACAAAGGAGUAAGUUUGGUAAUGAAAUUCCAUCCAAAGAUUUGAAAGAUAGAAGACCAACUCAAAUGCUGCCCAAGGAUGUUAGGCAUAAACAGUUUCCACCACCAGAGGUCAAGCCACGACAAUUUCCACCACCAGGUGUUAAGCCACGACAGUUCCCACUUGCAGAUGUGAAGCCAAGACAAUUCCUACCCGCAGAUGUUAAGCCAAGACAAUUCCCACUUGCAGAUGUUAAGCCAAGACAAUUCCCAUCUGCGGAUGCAAGGAUAAAACCGAAACUGCCACCAAAACGUCGCAUUGAAGAUUCUGAUGAGUAUGACUCAGAACUAGAUGACUUCAUUGAUGAUGGACCAACUGAAACAGAAGAUUACUCUAAGCAUAUAAAGGAAAUCUUUGGAUAUGACAAGUCAAGGUACAGAGAUGUGGACGAUGAUGAGUGUAUGGUGUCAAGUUUCUCACAACAACUAAAGGAGGAAUAUGUGAGCACCAAAAUGGGAAUUUUGGAAGAUCUGGAAGACAUGGAAAUGGAAAAAAGAGAACUUGCAAGGAAGAAGAACUCGAUAACGAAAAAGAAAAGAAAAUCAUAACAAAUAAAUCACAGAAUUUAUGGAGAUUUGGUAUAAAAUAUUGCAUUUCCUAGUCCAUAAAAUUUUUAUUUAUCACAUACAUGAUGGCUUAUUUUCAGAAGUUAUUUUUACUGUUAUUUUUUGGUUCUUUAACAGGCAGUUUGUUCAUGUUAACCAUGUUAGCUUGGCUAACACUUUGAAAAAAUGAAAAAUAAGAAGUCUUUGGUCUAUCUUUUGUGGUUCAUUGAUAAUUCCAUACACUGGAACACCAGAACUGAUGAAUUAAAAUGCAUUGUUAGCCAGCUCCAGCCAACCAGGCUCACCUCAAGCAUAAGCCUGAACUAACUGGCUAACAUCAUGUAGCUGGCUGGAGUUAGCUAACAAUGCAUUUUAUUUAUAAGUUCUGCUGUUUUCCCGUGCAUGGAGUACCGCUGAACAGUGAAAGUAAGACACAAUACUUUUAUUUUUUGUUUUUAAAUUUGUUAGCCAAGUUAACAUGGUUGCUCUGCCCCUGUUCUUCAGUAUGAAUCAAAAGUUGUUGAAAAUAUAUUGUAAUUAUGAAUUUAUAAGUGGACUGUUAUUCAGAAAAUCCAUUAUUCUCUCGAUAUAUUAAUCUUAAGUACUGUCUUUAUAUAUGUGAUGUCAGGUUUGUACAUUCUUGAACAUUUCUUGACAGCAGUACCAUUAAAACUGACAUAAACUUUUUUUACAUAAUUUAACCUCAUGUCAACUUUUAUUUCAUUAUCAGUCCAAUCCACACAACUUUAUUACAAAGUAUUAUUCAGUAGCAACAUGUUUAAAUAUAUAUUAUAUCAUCAUGAGGCUGUUUGUUUUAUAAAAGUAGAAAGUGUACCACUUUCUUGAUUAAAAUUAGUUCAGAUAACACCAUUUUGCUGUUGUAAAAUGAUUGGCUGUUUAGUUCAAAUUAUGCUGUAUUAUGUCACCAGUUAGAUCUUAUCAUUUUUAUGUUCUUUAUUUUUUAUGAGUUACAUGAUCAUUUGUAUUUACCUAUUUAGAAUAGGUACAUUUGUUACAGGUUAAAGCAUAGAAAGAAUGUCUUAAUGAUUACAGUCAAACACAGCUUUUUAAAUUAUAAAACACCAAAAAUGAAAAUUUUAUUUUUGGUGUCUCUUGCAUACCAUCAUCAGGCAUUUCUUAUACAUGGCAUCUCUUAUGUAACUUAACAUAUCAUAAUUAAAUAAAAUGUUGAAAUAUAUAUAAAAAUAGAUGCUGUGUUGAUAGUUGAAUGAUGAUGAUAAUGAUGACAAAUAUUGUCAUUUUAAGUUAUUUUAAUGAAUUUUGGUGAAGAAAAUGACAAGUUUGUGGCUUUAGAAUACUGAAAAAUGGCCCGAAGAUGACAUAAUAUACAUUGAAACAUGCUGCAAUAGAGAUGUGCUUUUUAUAGAGUCGCGUGGACAGAAUUGAUAAUGAAUUAAAAAUAGUAUAAAA
Messenger RNA from Zootermopsis nevadensis, 4145 nucleotides. RefSeq lists its product as uncharacterized. Gene Ontology annotation, biological process: nucleosome assembly; transcription by RNA polymerase I. Gene Ontology annotation, molecular function: DNA binding; histone binding. NCBI's taxonomy places the organism in Eukaryota, Metazoa, Arthropoda, Insecta, Blattodea, Termopsidae. Gene Ontology annotation, cellular component: nucleolus. The record is from RefSeq and is a predicted model, not a curated record.